Neoarius graeffei (lesser salmon catfish) is the source of this 2775-nucleotide messenger RNA. RefSeq lists its product as uncharacterized. The record is from RefSeq and is a predicted model, not a curated record. Gene Ontology annotation, molecular function: nucleic acid binding. Gene Ontology annotation, biological process: DNA integration. The transcript has a single exon. Lineage: Eukaryota; Metazoa; Chordata; Actinopteri; Siluriformes; Ariidae. Bases 1 to 2775 code for a protein of 924 amino acids.
AUGGGACUGGUACUGAGAAUGGACGAACUGGAGUGUGAUAGUGUCUUUGGGGACAUUGGACUUUUAAAUUGCAAACCAGUGAAAACUGAGCUCAGAGAGGAUGCUCAGCCCUACAGUGUCACAACCCCAUGCAUGCAGUCAUUGGGGAUCAUCGAAGAGGUGAGAGAGGCCACAGACUGGUGCGCGCCAAUGGUCCCGGUGGUCAAGAAAAAUGGCAAAGUCCGAAUCUGUGUGGACCUAAAGAGACUAAAUGAAGCAGUCAGGAGAGAGAGGUUCAUCUUACCUACACUGGAGGAUGUGGCGCCGAAGCUGUCAGGGGCAGCUGUCUUCUCGACCCUUGAUGCGUCCAGCGGUUUCUGGCAGAUACCCCUGGACCCAGCCAGCCAGAGGCUGACUACUUUCAUUGCUCCUGUAGGGAGAUUCUGUUUUAAAAGACUGCCCUUCGGCAUCACCUCUGCUCCUGGAAUAUUUCAGAGAGAAAUGAGCACCCUGCUACGUGAACACAAUGGCACAGUUGUGGUGAUGGACGAUAUAUUAGUGUAUGGGAAGACUAAAGCAGAACACGACUGCAACUUGAAAGCUGUAAUGCAGACAAUCAAGGCAUCAGGGCUCAAGCUCAACAAAGACAAGUGCCACUUCGCACAACCAGAGCUGCAGUACUUUGGGCACGUCAUAGGAGCUGAUGGAAUAAAGCCCGAUGGCAACAAGGUCAAAGCCGUAACCGACAUGCCAAGCCCCCAGAACGUCAGUGAACUCCGCCAAAUGCUGGGUAUGGUGAAUUACUUGGCCAAGUUCUUACCUCACCUGGCUGCCAUCCUGCAUCCAGUCACCUCCCUGCUGAGGGGUGAUGUCCAGUGGGUGUGGGGUGCAGCCCAAGAAAAGGCCUUCGAAGAAGUGAAGAAGAUGCUGGUCACGGCGCCGGCGUUGGCCUACUAUGACCCCAGCAAGUGGACAGUGGUGAGUGCCGAUGCGAGUAGUUAUGGCUUAGGAGCCACUCUCCUCCAAGACCAGGGAGACACUGUACGUCCUGUGGCAUUCUGCUCACGCACUUUGACAGAGACAGAGCACAGAUGCUCUCAGAUCGAAAAGGAGUGUCUGGUGGGGGUCUGGGCAUGCAAACGAUUCUCGCGUUACCUACAUGGCAUGGAGAGUUUUUGUCUAGAAACCGACCAUAAGCCGUUAGUACCAUUGAUCAACACCUACGACUUAGAUAAAGCACCACUGAGAUGCCAGCACUUGUUAAUGUGCCUCAUGAGAUUCAAUGUGAAGGCAGUACAUGUGCCAGGCAAACAACUCAUAAUUGCGGACACACUGUCCCGAAACCCACUGAAAGUCAGUGAUGCGUCAGAUACUGACGAGGAUGUGAAAGCCUACGUGCAGGCGGUGAUGGCUACCAGGCCGGUGUCGGACGACAGACUGGAGAAGAGCCGAGCGGCGACCCUCCAAGAUGAGGAUCUCCAGAGAGUCACCCACUACAUCCGUCACGGCUGGCCAACUUCAAUGUCGCAGUUGCCACACACGCUCCAGGGCUACCACACAGCGAGAGCUCAUCUUUCUGAAGCCGACGGCUUGUUGCUGUACGACGACAGAAUCGUCAUCCCGGGGUCACAGCGGAUGGAAGUGCUGUCCAAGCUCCACGAGGGUCACUUCGGCUUGACCAAGAGCCGGGAGAGAGCCAAGAUGUCAGUGUGGUGGCCGGGCAUCGGAUCAGACAUUACCAGGUGUGUUACAACCUGCGAGUUUUGCAUCACAAACAAACCUACUCAGAACAGAGAGACAUUAAUGACUACUCCAUUACCUAAUGGGCCAUGGCAGAAGAUAGCUGCUGAUCUGUUCGAGUUAGAUGGGAAACAGUACUUAGUCACAAUCGACUAUUAUUCCCGUGAUAUAGAGAUAACCCACCUGCCUAGUAUAACUAGCAAGCAAGUGAUCAGUUGCCUCAAGAGCAUGUUUGUGCGCUGGGGUAUUCCCCUCGAGAUUAUCACUGAUAACGGCACACAGUUUGUUUCAAAUGAGUUUAAUGAGUUCAAGAACACAUAUGACUUCCAGCGUACAACAUCAAGCCCGCACUACCUGCAAGCAAACGGUGCUGCAGAGCGAGCAGUACAGACUGCCAAGCGGACCUUGCGCCAACCAGACCCACACUUGGCGAGGAUGAAUUACAGAGCCACACCAAUCCAGUCUACUGGACAGAGCCCUGCCCAGCUUGCAGUUGGUCGCCAGAUCAGAACGAGAGUCCCCACUCUCUCAAAACAUCUGCAGCCCCGCCGUGUCAAUCUUAAGCAGCUGAACACAAAAGACAGACAGACAAAGCAGGCCUACAGAUUCUUCUACAACAGAAGGCAUUCUGCGCGUGAUCUUCCAACUUUACACCCUGGUCAGCAGGUAAAGGUCAAGCUGGAUGGGGAAAAGAGAUGGACGACUCCUGGAGUGAUAGUCUCCAAUGCACCAGAGCCACGGUCGUACGUGGUGAGAACCAAGCAAGGCACAGUCACACGUCGAAAUCGUCGACACCUGCAGCUUGUCCCAGAGCUACCCAGCCCGGAAGGACAGACACCACCAGAGGAUGAUGCCCAAACAGCUGGUGUGACCACCAGUGAACCAGCUCAGCCCACAUCAGCACCAAAGGCUCCAGACCAAGCAUCACCAGAAGGAGUGCCGGUCCAGUCGCCAUCUACACCAGUACCCAUGGUCAAGAGGUCAUCAGGAAGAACUAUCAAGACUCCUGUGAAGUUCAAGGACUUUGUCCGACCAAUGCCUAGCUUAAAGAAAUGA